Molecule: messenger RNA, 1875 nt
Organism: Neoarthrinium moseri
Lineage: Eukaryota; Fungi; Ascomycota; Sordariomycetes; Amphisphaeriales; Apiosporaceae
Exons: 5
Coding region: 1-1875 (624 amino acids)
Biological process (GO): GPI anchor biosynthetic process
Cellular component (GO): endoplasmic reticulum
Source: RefSeq, a predicted model, not a curated record
AUGGGCGCAUUCUCCUUCCUCCGGAGCGUCUACGACCUCGACACCCUCGACACCCGCUUCACCAACUCGUCUGCCACCCCGUACAAGGCCAUCAUCGAUUCCCGCAAUGACCCCGGGGCGAGCAAAGAGCGUGCUGCGAGGUUCAACGGAGGAAAGCCCAAGCCGUCGAGAUGGAGAACACCAGAGUUCCUUCUCUACUGGCCUGUCGUCCUCUUCUGCAUUCCCUACAUGCUCUGGGUAGCAUAUGGGGUGUCAACCCCCUCAAACCCGCAGUAUAAGAAGUUCGAGCGCUACUUGUCCCCGGGUUGGAUACCGGGUCGCCAGAUUGACGCCUCUGAUGCCCAAUACAGGACCUUUCGCAACAAUCUACCUUACAUGCUAGCUCUGCUGGUCUUUCACCCCCUACUCCGCCGACUAUACAAUGCCGUGGUGUAUCCGAUCACUUCACGAGUUCCAUCUUCACGACCGACUCUGGAGGAGGGGGACGCCAGACUUAAACAACGCGCAUCCUUCGAUUUCGGCUUCGCAAUCAUCUUUCUUCUUGCCCUACAUGGCAUUUCGGCCUUCAAGAUUCUGGCCAUUCUGUAUAUCAACUACCAGAUCGCGACCACCGUUCCGCGAAAGUCGAUUCCGAUUGCGACAUGGGCUUUCAAUAUCGGCAUAUUGUUCGCAAACGACAUAUUCAAAGGCUAUCGUCUAGAAAAUAUAGCAUCGUUCGUAUCGAGCCCGGCAGGGGGUCUUGUUGGCGAAGAAACGGCCCUGGUAUCCUGGGGCAGAUGGCUGGACAGCUACGGUGGCAUCAUGAGCCGGUGGCAGAUUCUGUUCAACAUCACGGUGCUUAGACUUAUAAGCUUCAAUAUGGACUACUACUGGAGCCUGGACAGGCGCAGCUACAGCCCGCUUGAGAAGAAACAACUCGAUCCUUCCGCUCUUAGCGAACGAGACCGUGUCUCCAUACCAGCACAAUCGAAGGACUUCACCUUCCGGAACUACAUCGCCUAUACUAUCUACGCACCCCUAUACCUGACCGGUCCUAUCAUAACCUUCAACGACUACAUCUCUCAGCUCCGAUACAAGCCCGCCACCAUCGAGUUGUCGCGCACGAUCCGCUAUGGCGUGCGUUUUGCACUGACCCUCCUCACCAUGGAGGUCAUGCUUCACUAUGACUAUAUUCAGGCCAUUGCAAAAGCCAGCCCAUCGUGGGGAGAGUACACGGCUGCCCAACUCAGCAUCUGCAGUUUCCUCAACCUCCACCUGAUUUGGCUUAAACUACUACUCCCCUGGCGGCUGUUCCGGCUGUGGAGUCUGGUCGACGGUGUCGACCCUCCCGAGAAUAUGUUGCGGUGCGUGAGCAACAACUACAGCACGCUGGCCUUCUGGCGCUCCUGGCACCGCAGUUUCAACCGCUGGAUCACGCGGUACCUCUACAUCCCGCUGGGCGGCUCGUCAUUCGCCUCCCCGGGGAGCGUCCUCCGCUCCAUCGCAAACUACGUUCUCGUCUUCACCUUUGUGGCCUUGUGGCACGAUAUUCAGCUGCGACUGCUGAUCUGGGGCUGGCUGAUCGUUCUGUUCAUGCUCCCCGAGAUGCUGGCGCGUGUCGUGUUCCCCGCGCGGAAAUGGGAGAAAAACCCUACGGCAUACCGCAUGCUCGGCUGCGUCGGCGCCGUGGCCAACGACCUGAUGAUGAUCAUGGCCAACCUGGUCGGGUUCGCCGUCGGCCUCGACGGCCUGAAAAGCAUCAUCGAGGGCAUAUUUGGGGAUGUUUCCGGCUUCACCUUCCUAGUGUGUGCCUUGGGUGCCAUGUUUGUUGCCGCCCAGUUCAUGUUUGAGAUACGGGAGUCGGAAAUGCGUCGCGGCAUUUCGCUCAAGUGCUAA